This is a messenger RNA of Strigops habroptila (Kakapo), 6153 nucleotides long. It is a transcript of the gene CRB2, whose product is annotated as crumbs cell polarity complex component 2. Lineage: Eukaryota; Metazoa; Chordata; Aves; Psittaciformes; Psittacidae. The record is from RefSeq and is a predicted model, not a curated record. The transcript has 15 exons. Gene Ontology annotation, cellular component: plasma membrane; protein-containing complex. Gene Ontology annotation, molecular function: calcium ion binding; Notch binding. The coding region runs from base 738 to 5099 and encodes 1453 amino acids. Gene Ontology annotation, biological process: heterophilic cell-cell adhesion; Notch signaling pathway; establishment or maintenance of epithelial cell apical/basal polarity.
UGCGCAAACGCCGUAGGUGCUAGCGUGUCGGGCGCAGAGUGCGUAAGCGGCGCGGUAGGGCUGAGGGGCGGCCGGGCCUGGCGGCGCGGCGGGACGCAGGUGUGUGUGGGGAGGAGCCGCCGCCGCCGCCCCGGGGCGCGUCAACGGACACUGGUCGUGAGCUUUCACCCACACCCAGUCCCUCUGGCAGCGACCCAGGGCCGUGACUGCAAACACUCACCACAGGCGGACCCGUCCCCGCCGGCCGAAGGAGCGGGACUGGGCCUGGGUUGCAGCCCCGGGCCCGGCGGAGGGAUGGGGCAAGGCUGAGGUGAGGCGAGGCCCGAGCACCCCUUACCCAGGCAGUGCACGUCCCUGAUGGGUUUUAUAUCCCACUGCAAAAUCCAAAGCGGUGCAGAAAGAGAGCAGCCUCCCAAAUAGAGCCGAGGAGUAGCGUUUCCAUAAAUCAAGACAAACGAGUUCCAGUUAGCUUUCAGCUGUGGUAAUUCUUCCUAAUCCCAGACAUGUGGCUGUUCUAGAGCAGAUGGGCACUGCGGUGAGGUGAGCUCCAAGUCCUGUUGUUCACCAGAGUCUUCAGAGAAGUGCUAGCGAGCCAAAACCUUUAGCCUCGAUCAGAAAAUUGUGAUUGAUCCUCAUCUGGAGUUUGCUUGUAAAUAUGAGCUGAUACAGAAGCCUGUGUCCUAGGAAUGCCCCCGGCCACCUCAGCCCCCAACCACUUCUGAGCUCCUGUCACUGCCAUGGAGGAGACACCAGGAAUUUCAUCCUCUGAAAAUGAGAGCAGCUGUUCCUCAUCCCCCUGUGAAAAUGGUGGGAGCUGUCAGGAUUUGGAAGUGGGAUACAAGUGCAUCUGCCCUGUGGAGCCUGUAGCCUACAUGGGCAUAAACUGUGAACACCUCUAUGAUGCAUGCGUUAAACAUGAGUGUACUGCCCACAGGAUGUGCAACAGCACUCCAGGAUUCCUGGAAUAUGACUGCAUCUGUAUGCCUGGCUUCACAGGUAUUGAUUGUAACAUUAAUAUUAAUGAGUGUGAGAGCAACCCUUGUACAGAUCCUCGUUUUGAAUGUGUAGAUAGUGUAAAUGGAUACACCUGUAAAUGCCAAACAGGACUGAGUGGAGAAGGCUGCCAAACAGAAAGCUCUGUGUGCUCUAGCCACCCCUGCCUAAAUAACGGGACGUGUGUGGAGGGUCCUGGGGACUAUACCUGCAUCUGCCAGCCUGGCUUCACCGGGGCCAACUGCAGAGACAACAUUGAUGAGUGCACCUCCAACCCCUGCCAGAACGGAGCCAUCUGCCGAGACAGGGUCAAUGAGUAUAGCUGUUUCUGUGUGCCUGGGUUCCAAGGAUACAACUGUGAAAUAGACAUCAACGAGUGUGCAUCCCGGCCCUGUAGGAACAAUGGUACCUGCCUCAAUGAGAUGGAUCACUAUGUGUGCAAGUGCAUCCCCGGCUACACAGGUGUGAACUGUGAUGCUGAAAUCGAUGAAUGUGAUUCAGACCCUUGCCAGAAUGGGGGCCUGUGCCACGAUCACGUUGGGUUCUACACCUGUACCUGUGCCCCAGGUUACCAAGGAAUGCAGUGUGAGGUGGACAUCGAUGAAUGUGUGAGCCAGCCAUGCCUGCACAAUGGGACAUGUCAUGACCUCGUUAACAGCUAUCGUUGUGACUGCAGUGACACAGGCUUCCAGGGGGACCACUGUGAGUUGGAUAUCCUGGAGUGUGCCUCUGAACCCUGUCUGAACAGUGCAACGUGUGUGGAGGGAAUCAAAAACUACAGCUGUGUCUGCUGGCCAGGUUACACAGGGCAGCACUGUGAAGAGGAUGUGGAUGAGUGUGCGACAUCUCCCUGUCACAACGGCGGCGUAUGCUUGGAGAGAUCCAACCAAACCUAUUAUGGAACACGACCUGAGUUCCCCAGUGAUUUCAGCUAUAGCCAAGCAGCUGGUUUCCUCUGUUGGUGCCAGCCAGGCUUUGCAGGGGAGACCUGCUUUACCAACAUCGAUGAGUGCGAGUCCCAGCCGUGCCAGAAUGGAGGGCUCUGCGUGGACCUUACUAAUGGCUUCCUUUGUAAUUGCCUGCCAGGUUAUUCAGGUGUGGAAUGUGCUGUUAACAUCAAUGAGUGUGAGGAGGGUCCCUGCAAGAAUGGAGCUGUCUGUGAGGAUGGCAUUGCUGACUAUACCUGCCACUGUGCCCCUAGCCAGGAUGGCAUUGUAUGGGGAGGGAAGAACUGCUCUGUCAAGCUCACUGGGUGCCAGACGCACGACUGCCAAAAUGAGGCCUUGUGCAUCCCAACCUACCAAGCUGAGAGUCACGGCCACCUGUGCCAGUGCCAGCCUGGUUUCUAUGAUGCCACAUGCUCAACACCAACAACGUUUUCCUUUGCUUCCAGAGGGUAUCUCCUCAUUGAGCUGCCCGUGAACAAUCAGAGCAGGAGGGACGUAGCAGGAGAUCAGCUUGCCAGCGUGUCCCUCCGGUUCCGAACCACCUUGCCCAGCGCUAUCCUUUUUUACCGAGGCCAUGAAGCUGAAUACUUGUUCCUGGAGCUCUAUGAUGGCAUUCUGCAUGCAGGACUGAAGAAGGAGGAUGUUGGGUACCUGCUGCUCCUGGAGGGUCUGAGAGUUGAUGAUGGCCAGUGGCAUAAAGUUGAAGUUGCUCUGCACAGCACGAUGGAGCUAAAGCUCUGGCAUGACUCUUGUGAUGCAGGUAUCUGCCUGAAGAGCUCUCCUGUCCCACAGGGCACUGCUUUGAUCCCGCAUACCUUCCCGAACAUGUAUGUUGGAGGUGCUGAGGAUCCAAUGGCCAACAACACACACAGCCAGCAAGGCUUUGUUGGCUGCAUGGAAGACUUGCAGGUAGACACUGAGGCUGUGCUCCCAGCGGAUCUGCCUGCGGGUGGGUCCUCCCCAGUGAAGUGGGGCUGUGACCGGACCGAGUGGUGCCUCUCCCAGCCCUGCUUCCACGGAGGCCUCUGUGUGGAUCUUUGGUCAGCCUUCAGGUGUGACUGUUCCAGGCCUUACGGAGGCCCAGCUUGCUCAUAUGAGCGCCCAGCAGCAACAUUUGGCCUAGAGAAUUCCACCAGCUUUGCCUCUUUCACCCUCUCUGACAACCUUGGUGCAAACUUCAACAUCUCCUUUUUCAUUCGGACUCGGAAACCUAAUGGUUUGCUAUUGCAGAUCAGCAACGAAACUGCCCCCUGCCUCACCAUGUACUUGAGGAAUGGCAGGCUGCAGGUACAGAUGUUGUCUGCAGAUACUGUGACAUUGCCAGAAAAUCUGGUUGAUGGGAGAAGACAUUUGGUAGCUCUGUCUUUCCAAGGAGGAAUUGUUGGUGCUCACCAGUCGGACACUUAUGUGGAGUUGGGACAGCUCGUAGCAAGACCACUUCUAGCUGGUUAUGGAGUGUAUAUAGGUGGGCAUCCUAACCCAGACAAUGCAGAUGUGUGGGGAGGUUAUUUUAAAGGCUGUUUGCAAGACCUCCAGCUGAACAGCCACCAAAUACAGCUUCUUCAAGUUGAGAACUACAGUCUGCCACAGGAACUCAAUAGGACUCAAAGUGGUAAUCUGGUGAAUGGUUGCAUCUCUGAUAACACCUGCAAGUCUGAACCAUGUCAGAAUGGGGGCACAUGCACUGUCACUUGGAAUGACUUCCAUUGCAGCUGCCCAGCAAAUUUCACUGGGAAAUUUUGUGAAGAAAGAGUCUGGUGUGAAAGUGACCCAUGUCCUGAAGCUACCACCUGUAUAGAUGUUCCAGCAGGAUAUGUGUGUCUGUCUAAUGCAACAUUUGAUAGUUAUGCUGCCAUUGAGUUUACCACCAAUGCAUCAGUGACUAGAACUCUGAGCAGCCUCCACGUGGACUUCAGAACCAGGGAUGAAGAUGCUGUUUUGCUUCGGGCUGUGGAAGAAGUGGAUUCCCUCCAGAUAGCCAUUAAGAACUCCUCCCUGCUUGUUGACAUCAGGAGUGGGAAUAGCAUCGAAAGUGUCAGCUUCCUGAGUCAGAAGCCCGUCACGGACGGUGCCUGGCACACCAUCUCUGUGUCCAUGGAGGAGCCAUCUGCCCUUUCUUCCAGAUGGCUCAUUCAUUUGGAUGACUCCGUUAAUAUGACUCUGCAGGGAACUGCUGGGAACUUGGACUUCCUGAAGAACAACGCGCUCGUUGUUGUAGCUGAAAACUUCACUGGCUGCCUCGGACAAGUGAGGAUCGGGGGGAUCUACCUGCCAUUCACUGCCCAUCUCUCGUACCCCCAGGCAGAGCAGUUCCAGCAGUCCAGCAGAAGGACCAUCCAGCUGGGCUGUGCUGGGGCUGAUGUUUGUGCUUCCAGCCCUUGCCUCAAUGCUGGUACCUGCGAGGACUUGUUCAAUGCCUUCAGCUGCGCCUGCAGCGCUGGCUGGGGGGGGCUGCUCUGUGAGGCUAACAUUGAUGACUGCCAGUCCAGCCCGUGUGUGCACGGGGACUGUGUCGAUGCAGUAGCAGAUUUCCAGUGUCAAUGCUUCCGGGGGUUCAUUGGGAAGAGGUGUGACAUCAACGUGGAUGACUGUGUGCGGCACCAGUGCCUGAAUGGGGCUACCUGCAUCGAUGGCGUUUAUGGCUACUCCUGCAAGUGCCCUCCUCACUAUUCGGGACCUCGCUGCGAAUGGCCGUUCCCACCUGAGCAAUGUGGGAAGAACUUCACCUGCCUGAAUGGUGGCAAGUGCAUCAGUGAGAGCUGGGGAGCCAACUGCAGCUGCAAGCCAGGCUUCGCUGGAAGGAAUUGUCAAAUUAACGUAAACAAGUGUGAUCCAAACCCUUGCCAGAACGGGGGCACGUGUCACGACUCUGAGAACAAAUACGAGUGUCUGUGCAGCGCCAGCUACACCGGGGAGCGCUGCGACAUCAACAAAGGGACUCCAGGUGCUCUCUUCCCCUCCCCACUAAUUGAAGUAGCUGUCCCUGUAGCCUGUGGCUCUUUACUGCUACUCAGUAUUGGUCUCAUAUUCAUGAUUUUCACUGCAAGGAAGAGGCGCCAAUCAGAGGGAACCUACAGCCCGAGUCAGCAAGAAGUGGCAGGAGCGCGGUUGGAGAUGGACAGUGUCCUAAAGGUGCCACCUGAAGAGCGGUUAAUAUAGGCCCUGCCAUGACAAGGAGAUGCACCUGCGAGGUCUGCUUUGACCCUGACCUUUUUCCAGCACUUGCAGCAGCAGAACCACCCCAUCCCAGUUUUCUUAAGGCGUAUGUGGUGAUGAAGAUGUGAACUUAGAAGGACCAGGCAGUCUGCAGGCAGCGGCUGCUCCAGUGAGCAAGUCAGUGCAGAGCACUGGCUCUGUGAGCUGCUCUGCUCCUGCCCUCCCUGCCCCAUGGACUGCCCCAGCCAUUCAGGGGCUGGUGAGGAGCUCUGGCUCCAUUUCCCCUUUCAGGCAGUAAUGGCACAAUUACAUCUGCUUUAAAUGGCAGGGUUAAAUUAGGCGCUAAUUUACAGAUUAAGAUCUGUAUAUCCCUUUAAGGAGCGUUGUAUGGAGGGUGUUUAAGGUUGGUUUGUAUAUACUGUUCUGUUUCUGUCAACUGAAAAACACUCGACGCUUUUCCAGCUCAGGAAAGCCAGCAGCCUUCAACAGCAACAGCAGCUGUGACCUCCUGCCCCGUCACAGCCACCCUGCUACAGGGAACUGCCAGGAAUGACUGAAAUCAUUGUGCAGAUCAAUGUUUUAUGAAGUGAUGGCUGUUUGUUAGACAUUCCCAUGGGUACCGCGGUCAGAACUGUGCGGGUUUGGGGCCAUGGGCUGAACUUGGGGCUCAUGAGGGCCACAGGGAAGCAGGGAAAGGCUGCUCUGCAGGCCCUGGACUCUUGGGUGACAGGGAGGGCACAGUGAAGGGGGGGAGCUCCUGUCUGGCACUGCUGGCAGCACAGUGCGGCUCAGAGGGAGGCAUUGGGGAAUGCGGAUGAGGGAUGUGAAAUGCAGCGCUGGCCGUGUGGAAGCUCUAACACCCUGUUCUACCACAGCAGCCGGUGUGGGCCCAUCUUAGCAACUCCUCCCUGGUGGGAGCAGUUGGGGUUGCGGGCGCUGCCCUGCUCCUGGUAGUGGUUGCAGCCGCAGCGAUUGUCAUGAAGAGGAGGAGAGCAACUCAGGGAACGUACAGCCCGAGCCGUCAAGAAAAAGAUGGGGCUCGAGUGGAAAUGUGGAA